Molecule: messenger RNA, 1342 nt
Organism: Rattus rattus (black rat)
Lineage: Eukaryota; Metazoa; Chordata; Mammalia; Rodentia; Muridae
Product: Fanconi anemia group M protein homolog
Exons: 3
Coding region: 370-1191 (273 amino acids)
Biological process (GO): interstrand cross-link repair; double-strand break repair via synthesis-dependent strand annealing; replication fork reversal
Molecular function (GO): four-way junction helicase activity; 3'-5' DNA helicase activity; four-way junction DNA binding
Source: RefSeq, a predicted model, not a curated record
ACCUUGACCUCAUGAUUCUCCAGACAUCACCUCAGGCCAGAGCCACCACUCCAGGUUAGAGAAUACAUUUAAACCCGCUAGGGAAAGGGAAGAGUACAAAACAAAACAAAACUUGCAAAGGCGACUAAAUCCAGACACUCGCCCAACUUCGCUCAACACGCAUGCGUUUCAGCUGGUUUCCGGAAUGGCAACCAAUCAUCUUCCUGCCGCAAAGUCGGCGGCGGGUUCUUCAACCCGACGGGCUGCGGCCAGUCCCGCCCCCCGGGUUCCACUGUGUCACUGGCAGGAGACUGAUGGGCGUCCGAUCCGUGUCGGUUGCACCGCGGUCCUGGCGGCUUCCUCAGCGGAGCCCCGCUGCUGCUGGGGAUCAUGAGCGGACGGCAGAGAACGCUCUUCCAGACGUGGGGCCCGAGCCUUGUGCGAGGCGCCGGCGCUCCGGGCUGCGGCCAGCCGCGCUCGCCCGCGGUGACGGAGGCUCUCCCGGAGGAGGACGACGAGGUGCUGUUGGUGGCAGCGUACGAGGCUGAACAGCAACUGGAUCCCGGGGAUGGCGGCUUCUGCGCGGCUGCGGGCGCCCUGUGGAUCUACCCCACCAAUUGCCCCGUGCGCGACUACCAGCUGGACAUCUCCAGGACCGCGCUGUUCUGCAACACCCUGGUGUGCUUGCCCACCGGUCUGGGGAAGACCUUUAUUGCCGCCGUGGUCAUGUAUAAUUUCUACCGCUGGUUCCCUUCUGGCAAGGUGGUUUUCAUGGCACCCACGAAGCCCCUGGUGACACAGCAGAUGGAAGCCUGCUUCCACGUGAUGGGUAUUCCACAGUCUCACAUGGCUGAAAUGACAGGUUCAACUCAAGCUGUCAACAGGAAGGAGAUAUGGUCUAGCAGGAGGGUUCUUUUUCUUACACCUCAAGUUAUGGUAAAUGACCUGACUAGAGGGGCUGUCCCUGCUGCCCAUGUAAAGUGUCUUGUGGUUGAUGAAGCUCAUAAGGCUCUUGGGAACUACGCUUACUGCCAGGUUGUAAGGGAACUGGUCAAAUACACCAAUCACUUUCGAAUCUUGGCUCUUAGUGCCACACCAGGUAGUGAUAUCAAGGUAAGUACCAUGACUUUUUAUUCAUUAUAUGAAAGGAAAUACAAAUUUUUAUAUAGGGCCAGAUCAGUUUUCCAAUUUAGUAUUCCUGGUAUGGCUUGAGGACGGUGGCAUUUGUAUAACUGCAGAAGUUUUUUUACAGUAGUGGCAUCUGUCCCUCUCUCUUUUUCUCCCCUCUCCCUUCUUUUCUUUCCUGUUUGGAGACUGGUUCUGGUCAUGUUGUCAGGCAGGCCUUCAACUUCUUACUCAAGGG